Candidula unifasciata is the source of this 3942-nucleotide messenger RNA. Lineage: Eukaryota; Metazoa; Mollusca; Gastropoda; Stylommatophora; Geomitridae. The record is from the annotation of a GenBank genome assembly.
GUAGUUACCAAUUCGAAAGGAUACCUGGAACUGAACCUGAACGGACGAGACUUGAGGGCAAUCCCGCCGGAAACGCUCCAACUGACGGCCACACAUGUUCUACGUCUGGCACACAAUUACAUCGAUUGUCUCCCUUUGAUGAUCGCUUACUUGAGGCUGCUGAAAGUUCUAGAUCUCCAACACAACCUGCUGCCCAGCCUGCCAGAGACCCUGGUCAACUGCCGCCAACUGUCCGAGCUCUACCUGACAGCCAACAGACUGUCCGAGUUACCCAAGAGCAUCGGUGGACUGAAGAAUCUCAGAGUCCUGGCCAUUGGAGAAAACCAGUUUGAACAGCUGCCACAAGAGGUGGGUCUGAUGACAAGUCUGCGAAUCCUCGACAUUCACGGCAAUAAACUGUGGCAUCUGCCCUUUUCCCUGCAAGAACUCAAACACCUGACGCAACUGAACGCCAGCGAUAAUCUGUUUGAUCAUGUCCCUUUAGUCAUAACGAAGAUUACCUCCCUUCAAAAACUCAAUCUUGCAAAAAACCGACUGGCAUCCCUGCCUGUGGACUUCAAUGCCCUGAGAGGCCUGCAGGAGCUGAACUUGAGCCAUAACUCUUUUGUGUCCAUUAGUUCCCUGCUGACCAGCUUCAAACACCUCAAAUAUCUGAGUCUGGCAAACAACAGGCUCAAGUUUCUGCCUCCUCAAAUGUCACACCUACAGAACCUUCGCGUGCUGCAUGUUCAACACAACUGCCUGCGCCAUGUGCCAGCUCGCCUGAGGUGCCUCCAAUUUUACAACGUGUCCAGUAACCAACUGACCAGCUUUUCUGUUGAAGGCAUGCGGAAUCUCGUGUCCCUGUCCGCCUCUCGUAACAACCUUGGCACCGUUCCUCGUGGCCUGUACAAGUUGAAGAAGCUGAAAUUUCUGUACCUGGACAACAACCAGCUCGUGGAGCUUCACGAGGACAUCCGUCAGCUGAAAGAGCUGCGAGUCUUGGAUGUGUCCAACAACCAGCUGGUGGCACUGCCUCGCUGUCUGCACAAACUUGCCAAACUGCAGGGUUUCAACGCCAAAGGAAACUAUAAACUUAGACAAACAGAACUCGAGAACGAGGAGUCAAACAACAGCACCCUGGAUUCAGCCAGCCUGAGACACAAGACUCAGUGUACAGUGGAAGGUGCAACAAAUCAGCAAAAUAAAAGGGAUGAACACAACGAAACUGCCAACAUUGAAAGUAAAACCAACGAAUUUACUAACGAUGUUUUGGACAGUAACGAUAUAACAGAGAAAACAGGAAGUAACAGCAAACGCAAACAGUUUGUAACAAUAAGCUUAAAUAAGGAAACCGAACAUGGCUUAGCACAAAUGUCAAAGGUACCAUCAGACUUGGAAAUAUACGCUAAAGCAGCUCAUGGUCACACUACGUGUCAUCACAAUUUCAAAAGUCCAGGCAUGCCUUCUGCCAAAGUUGAUGGCAAGCUGCAUAAAGAACGAACAUAUACUAGAUCAAGCUUGCCUAGAGAAUCGGAAACAAAAGCGCCUACAAAAGUGAGCUCCCUGCAGUAUCUCAGACAUCUUUUAUUUGGUGUGCCAAAGAAACCCAACUAUGUUAAAUCUAAUGUUAGUAACUCUGUCCCCGACUCUCACAGGCUGUCUGAGAAAUCUAUACAUUUUCAAGACAACGAGAUGAGUCCUCGAUGCAGGGGCAGCAGGAAUUUUCCACCGACCAGGCAGUCAACACUUUCCAGAAACUAUUCAUGUUUGGGGUCUCAGAGAAAACCGACUUGGGCCAGAAGCUUUGGUCCAUAUGGACAUGUUCAUGAGCCGAUUGUAACAAACAGGAUUCAUUUCAACAUCCCGGACGAAAGAAGAGAUGACAUGGAUGCAGAUUCAGACAGCCAUGGCUAUGGAACAUGGGGUUCAAGACACCGGCCGCCUGAUGGCUACUUUGAUACAGACAGUCUGGACUACACUGGCAGUAGUUCCUACGGUGGAGGAGAUUGUAUUCAACCACCUCCCAGUGUAGGCUACAAUGGUGCUUUUACACCGGGACAUGGCGAUUACAACGCUGCAGUAUCUGGACCCAAUGUGGACUUCUAUUUCAGUGACGACAAUUCUGGUGAAGAGGGUGGCGCAAGAAACAAGAAGUGUAACCAUCACCACACAAACAAGAACAUACAACAAUGUCAUAACUACAAUGACAUUAAAGGGGGUUGGCGUGAAGGCCAGUACCUACAAUGCGGAUGCCACUGUUCCAGUUCAAAUAAGAUACAUGCAUUAGGCAAGGAGAGAUCGAGCAGUCAAAGAAGGAGAAAUAGUUUUGAUCGAAUCUCCUCCAAAUCUGCAUUUAUGUCAACCAAAGACAUGUCUUCUUUUGUCAGUGAAGCAAAUGCGAAAGCUAUGGGACGACAAGGAGAUUCACGCAGUCAAGGACUAAUAUCUCAGUCCUAUACAACACUACACACGUCAGUCCCUGAACCUACGCUGGUCAACUCCAACAAACGGAUGACCAUCCCUCAAGUUGGAUGUUGGUUCAGAGACGGACGUGUCAGCUCUCCGACGUGUUUCAAUAAACACAUAGGCCAAUGUCAUGGCCAUUCUUGCCCUCAAGAUAACCCCUAUCACUGUGUGUAUCAUGGUGAGACUGGAGAACCAUCUCGAUCUUACCAGAACAAUCCUUCAUCAGACGCGGACCAGGCAAAUAGUUCACAAAACCAUCAGAGUUGCACGUAUAGAACCCCUUCCUCUCAGAGACUAGACCGCAGCGUCCGGAAAAAUCGCAGCAAAUCUGAGGCUCAAUCUGAACUUUAUCAUGGCGAAACUUUGAAAAAGAACACUAUAGAAUUCGACCAUGUUUUAAAGACUUCAGAUUCUACAGGUUAUGAAAUAAAACAAAAUGUCAAAGCUGCCCAAAUAAAUGAUACCAGCACAAGUUGUGUACAUGGUCCAGGACACCAAAACUCUAACUUGGGUGAUAAGUUUAGCAAAGGAAGAAAACUAAAUCCACCAUUGAGUCAUAGCAGAAGUGUCGAUUCUUUGAUGGACCUGACCAGUAGAGGUGAUUCCGUGAGAAAGAAGAGUGCCACAAGUCGGGGCGAUAUUGUGGGAGGAUCGAAUCCACCCGGCUUAGUGGGCGGGUUAGGUGAGCUGAACUUAGCUCAUAGUGAUGAAGCACAAACAGCGGGUGAGGUUCACCGGGGCGGGACCGAUUACAACCUGCUGGGAGUGUGCAGUCAGGUGGAGACUCUGCUCAACCAGAAUCUUCUACAACCUGUCAUCAGCUACCAACAUCGCGGCAGACACAGCUUUGCUGAGAAAACGAUACGAGAAAACACACACGGUCUUUGGCGAAUGGACAGCAGAUCAGACUUUGCUUUCAGUGAUGUGAAUGGUGAUGACUUUGGUGGUGGUGGUGGUGGUGGCAGUGAUGAAGAUGAGGAUGACCUUCUUGCUUUGGAGUACACCCAGCGUCAGACUUUCACAGUGACCAGCCAAGGAGGUCAGUUUGUGUCCAGUGCUGGUCCAGAGGUGAAGAUUAGUGUACCAGCGCACGCCACAGCUGACCCACUUCGUAUAACAGUGCAGCUGAUGUUUGUUCCUUCGUCUGUUCUUGCCAAAGCCAAAGAGCUCAAUUAUUUUGUAAACAACAUCGUUGCCAUGGGACCCGUGGUGUACUUCCGGUCGAGCACAGAAGCCAAGCUAAACAGCGCAGCCACCGUCACCAUUCCCGCCCCUGCUGAGGUCAAGGGAGGUCACCUGACCGUGCUAACCGUGAGACAGGAUCACUCUUGUAUCCCUUGUUCUAGUGGCUACCGAUCUGGGAAACUCGCAGCCUCGCUGACAACCUGGCAGUUUGCUGGAAAAGUGGCCGUGGUGACACAAGCCAGGUGUAAAUACAAGGCCUGCAAGUCGAUGGAACAGCUGCUACAGUGUCUCGGGGAGGCACAGAUCUGA